AUGGCUAAUCCCGAUCACGUAGCCGCCGUCUCCGCCGGCAAAUCCGCCCUUGAGGAGUGGCGUGCUGCCAAUCCCGGUCAGCAGCUCGAUCUGCGCGCUGCCGACCUUUCGGGACGGGAUCUGGCGGGUGUCGACCUCCGCGAUGCCGACCUCCGCGGCGCCUCACUGGCUGACUGCCGCCUCACCCGGGCCAACCUGUCGCGUUGCGACCUCCGCUCCGCCGACCUGACCGGGUCCGACCUAUACGGCGCAAGCCUGGCCUCCGCGCAGAUGGCGACCACCAUCCUACGGAACACCAACCUCUUCUGGGCCGACCUCAAGCAGGCAAACAUGCACGAGGCCGUGCUGCAAUGGUCACGCCUCAACCGGGCUUCGUUCCUCAACACCGACCUCACUGACGCCGACUGCAGCCAGGUCACUGCCAUCGAGGUUGACCUGCGUUCCGCCAACCUGACCAACUCAAACUGGCAGGGCGCGAACCUGAACGGAGCCGACGUGAGCCGCGCCAUCAUGCUGGGAGCGGAUUUCACCGCCGCCAAGAUCCGCGACUCGAUGUGGAUUAUGACCGACCUGCGGGGAGCGAACUUCAACGGCGCGAGUCUGCACCGCUGUGACAUGACCAUGGGCAAAUGGGACGACACCACCAACUUCCCGCCCGGCUUCGACCCCAACUUCAUCGAGAACCGGGUGGAUGACUACUGA
Molecule: messenger RNA, 702 nt
Organism: Geodia barretti
Lineage: Eukaryota; Metazoa; Porifera; Demospongiae; Tetractinellida; Geodiidae
Source: the annotation of a GenBank genome assembly